Tarenaya hassleriana is the source of this 1003-nucleotide messenger RNA. RefSeq names its product zinc finger A20 and AN1 domain-containing stress-associated protein 2-like. Lineage: Eukaryota; Viridiplantae; Streptophyta; Magnoliopsida; Brassicales; Cleomaceae. The record is from RefSeq and is a predicted model, not a curated record. The coding region runs from base 208 to 711 and encodes 167 amino acids. The transcript has 3 exons. Gene Ontology annotation, molecular function: DNA binding; zinc ion binding.
UGCCAUUAUAAACGCCGAUUUAUCAUACGUGAAAGUAGAACUUUUCUCGCUCUCUGCUGCUGCUGGGGUUUCUCUCCAGCAGACGAUCUCGUUGAGAGAGAUUCUUAGGUUUGUUGCUGUUGUUUUCGAACGAUUAGGAACCGAUCGAGAGAGAGCUUCCCGGGCCAAACAGUACGUGGGGGUGACACAGUUUAUUUGAAGUGCAGAAUGGAGCACGACAAGACCGGAUGCCAAAACCCGCCUGAAUGUCCGAAGCUGUGUAUCAACAAUUGCGGUUUCUUUGGAAGCCCGGCUACGAUGAACAUGUGUUCCAAGUGCCACAAGGCUCUGCUGUUUCAGCAAGAACAGGGAGCUAAGCUUGCUUCUGUCGUGUCUGGAUCUUCAUCCACUGUGAAGGAAACUGUUCUUGGUGCAUCAAUGGAGGUUCAAGCUCAGUCCAUGGAGCCGGAUGCCGCUUCCCCAUUGCCGUCUCCUGCCUCUGACCAUGGAGUAGGAGUAGAAGCAAAGCCCAAGGAAGGGCCAAGCCGAUGCAUUGCGUGCAAUAAACGGGUCGGGUUGACGGGUUUCAAGUGCCGAUGUGGCAGUCUCUUUUGCGGGUCUCACCGCUAUGCGGAUAAACACGAUUGCAGCUUCAACUACCGUGCUGUGGCUCGGGAGGCUAUAGCCAAAGCGAACCCCAUUGUGAAAGCAGAGAAGCUCGACAAGAUCUGAAACCGAAAGUUCUGCAACAAUUUAAGCUUUUACGCACGUCUGUCUCGUCUCGAAAGCUCGAUGAUUCAGUUUCAUCUCGAAAGCUCGGUGCGAGUCCCUUAUCUUAUCUGUACCGAUGACUAGAUUAUCGUUAAAACAUGCAAAAGGAAACAGUGUGGAUGCAAAAAUGUUAUCAGAAGAAAAGAUCAUCGGUUUGGUAUCUCGGACCAAAUAGCUUGUUAUAAGUGGUUUAUGUUUUUUUUUUUCCUUGUGCUGAUAUGGGGAAAAUAUAGAAAAUGAAGAUAAUUAUGAA